Molecule: messenger RNA, 1709 nt
Organism: Paramecium octaurelia
Lineage: Eukaryota; Ciliophora; Oligohymenophorea; Peniculida; Parameciidae
Source: the annotation of a GenBank genome assembly
AAUGUCAGAUAGCGAAAAUGAAUAAUAAAGAAAGGUUGUCCUCCCUUAAAUAAUAAUGAAUGUCUAUGAUACUCAAUAUUAAGUGGUUCGUUAUGUGGGAUAAGAAAUACUCAAAUGGAAAUUGAUUGCAGAACCAGAAUCAUGGGAUUGGGAUGUUUAUUGGACUGAUUCUGGAGUCCAUGCAGAAAUGUUGAGCAAAAUGAAAUGUAUUAUUUAAAUUAAUAAUGGUUUAGAGCACUAGAAGGUUAAUCAUUUCCCAGGGAUGUACAUAUUGGCCAGAAAAAAUAAUCUCGGAAAAUAAUUAACCAAGAUGCGCCGACGAUUUCCUAAGGAAUUCAAAUUCUUUCCUUAUACGUGGAUGCUCCCAUCUGAUUCUUAAGACUUAAGGGAAUAUAUGAAGGGGAAGGGAAGAGAUGAGAUUUUAAUAGUUAAGCCUGAAGCAUCAUGUUAAGGGAGAGGUAAGAAUUAAUUGGUAAAGUUUAGGUAUUUUCUUAACCAAAUCUCUUGACUUUAUUAGUCCAGCAGAGAGAUACGUUGUGUAAAAGUAUUUGGGUGAUCCCUUUUUAAUUGACGGUUUGAAAUUUGAUUUUAGAAUAUAUGUACUUGUUGCUGGAUGCGAUCCCUUGAGAAUAUUUAUAUACACUGAAGGAUUGGCAAGAUUUGCAACUGAAAAGUACAUGCCUCCACAUCCAUCUAAUUUUGAUGAUCUCUGUAUGCACUUGACUAAUUAUGCUAUUAACAAAAAUAACGAAAACUUUGUAUUUAAUGAGGAUGUCUAGAGAAUGGAUGUUGGCCACAAGAGAAGUAUGUCAAGUGUUUUUGAAAAAUUAAAAUAGGAAGGCAGAGACAUUGAUCAAUUGUGGAUGGAUAUCAAAUAAAUCAUAAUAAAAACUCUUUGUUCUGCUCAACCUUUUCUUAAACAUCAAUAUACUACUAGUCAGCCGAAUAAUCUUAUGAAUAACAUGUGCUUUGAAAUUUUGGGAUUCGAUAUUAUUUUGGACAAUUCGUUCACGUAAUUAAUAUCAACUAUUUUAGGCCUAUUUUAUUAGAAAUCAAUCAUAGUCCUUCAUUUACGACUGACUCUCCUUUAGAUCAAUACAUCAAGGCUAAUUUAAUUGAAGACACACUAGUGUUGAUGAAUGUAAACAGAGAAGAGAAGUACAGACUGAUGUAUGUUUAAAUUCUUAUUAAGAUAGGAGAAGCACCAAGAAAUGCAAAAACGUAUUUUAACAGGGAGAAAUAUCAGAAUGACAUAAGAGGAUAGAAAGGCGAUUGUGGAAUAAUAUCAAUUGAUUCGAGAUGCGUAUGAGGAUGAACAUCUAGGGGGAUUCGAGAAGAUUUAUCCAUGCGAUGAGGAGUAUGAGACAGAUUAUUAUACCUAAUUUCUGAAUUAUGCUAGUGACAUCUUUGAAGAAUCAACUGGUAAUUGUGAAACAUUUAAGUAAGGUACAAAAAAGAUAUAAUUGCCUCCAAGUAGAAAAAUUACUGGAAGUCCACAAAAAUCCAUAAAACAUGAUGCUGCUAAAAUCUAUGCUCAACCUUUAAGAGUAGUUGUUUAAUCAUAACAGGUCUAAUCAAGGAAAACUAAAUAACAUACUUUAUUAUACAAGUCUAUGAUCUAAUCAUAGAUUUAAUAGGAACAACGAAAAAUAUAGAUCAUGAUGAAAUAGAGGGAAUAACUUCAAUAAAAAUAAAAAUAUAUUUAAUGA